AGUUUGUUUUAUUCACCAUUUUGAGUAGCCGAAGGUAAAAUUUAAACUAAAUACCUUCGUAGAGCAGGGAUAUUCCCAGCAUUGUUUAAUUUUCUCCACAGGGAAAGGGCGUUGGUUUCGCGACGUCACCUUUUGGGCCCCUUGGCUUUUAAAAGAUCACGUUUUGUUUGCAUUUUCCCUGCUUUCUUUUGCUCUUUUUCAAUUUUAACCUCUACAGUAUUCCUGCAAAAUGGCAAGACCAGUGAGGAACAGAAAGGUGGUGAAUUACUCUCAGUUUAAUGAAUCUGAUGAUGCAGAUGAGGAAUAUGUGAAAAGUGCUGAGACGGUAAAGAAGAUACGAGCUCCUCCACGUGAAAUCAAGCACAAGAAGACCAAGAACUCAAAGGAGGAGAGGCAAGAUUCAGAUGAUAAACUCUCCAAAUCCAAAAAUGAUUCGGCAGAUGACUUGGGAAGCGAUGAAGAGAACGACUUUGGAGAGGAAGAGGAGGAGGAAGAUGGAGGAAGUGACUACGAUGAUAAAAAGGCCAAAAAGGGAAAGAAGGCAAAGGUUGAAAAACCAGGCAAAAAACCUUUGAAGAGGAAACGAGGUGGAGAUGAUAGCGAUGAUGACAAAGCGGUGAGCAGGAAGCCGAGGCAGGUGAGGCAGGCAGCCUCCAAGGCCGUGUCCAAACAGAGAGAGAUUCUUCUGGGCGAUGGAGGUAGUGAGGAUGAGGAGAAAGAGGAUGAAGAACAGGCGUUUGUGGACCAAGAGUCAGGCAGCGAUGAAGAUUUUAUGGUGGAUGAUGAUGAUGACAGCGACUACGGCCACUCCAAAAAGAAAGGCAAGAAAGUGGUGCCGAAAGGUGGAAGACGGGUGGAGAGGAAGGAUAAGAAAUCUCCCAAACCUCGGCUAAAGGCAACAGUGAACCCCAGCCCCAUGAAGGGUAAGGGAAAAGGUCGCCCCAGCGCAGCCAAAGCGCUGGAGAAAUCAUCGCCCAAAGACGAUGAGGAACCCGAAAGCCCCCUCGAAGAUGAAGAGGAAGAUGAGGUGGAGAAGAAAGAGUCUCCUCCCACCAAAAAGACAAAGGAAGAAGUCCCCGAAGACGAGGAAGAAGAUGAAGAAGAGGACGGCUCGGAAGAGGACGCUCCAUCCGGGGAAGACUAGCCAUGUUAUCGACAACUUCUUCUCUUUUUUCCUCUUUCCCUUUACACUCUUUUUUCAUUUUGGCUGUAUUCUGGUUGAUUUUGAUUUUUUUCCCCUCCCGUGUCUGUUAUGGCCUGGCUCAUUGGUUUGAACGGUUUUUAUUUUCCUUUUUUAGCCUUUCAGGAUAUUUUCCUGGAACUUGUGAGCAUAUAUAUAUAUUAUUGAGUAAAAUGUGUCCGAGUCAGUUUAUUUAUGGGUCUAUAAUCUCAAGAAAAACCCCAGUAGGGUUGGCGCUCGCCCAGGGUAAUAACAUGAUGAUAUUCUCAGAAAACCGCCGGAAAAGCUCACGUGUUUGUUUUCAUGGCAUGUAUAAAGCUUCGUUUCCACGCUGUAGUGCUAAAUUCAGUUAGCGGGCUUCAUUAGUCAAACAGAAGCAGAACAAAUGUUUGUGUGAAUUGUUUGUAAAAGCAUUGGGCCUGGUUAUGUAAGAAAUUAAUUGAUUUGUUUACUAAUAUUAAUAACCGCAAGUCAUUUUGACCAUUUACUUAACGGUGGAUCUUGGUAAUGAAACACGAUAAGAACACAUUUCUUAAAUUUUUCGCCAUUAAAUAGUUUUAUGAAUUGCAUGCGCUGGCAUUUAUUCCAGUUCUGUUUCAUUCUGGCAUUCAAUUCUUUUGAUGAGUUGCAUGAAGAUUUCUCUACGAAUGAAUUGAACGGCUCGUGUUUUCAGGCUCAGUGAGUGAGCGUUACGAACAAUUCACACAAGAAAUCGUAUUUUAUGAAUGAGUUUCUGUGUGUUCUUGCGGUUUCAAAGUAUUUGUUCUGUAUCGGUCGGGGUUUUCCGUUUCACCUGAACUCAAGUUGUUUUGUAUUUAUUCAAAGUGCGUUACCGGCUUCUCGUUCAUGUGGAUCUUAAGAUGGAGAAAUGCGGCUGUUAUCGUAAGACCUAACAUUCAUGUUUUGAGAAUUACAUUUACCAUGGUACCCUAUCACCCUAUUACGUUUUCUAUUGUACCUUUUAAAUAAACACUCGAUUCGUGUAGUUUAAACUGUAAUGUUAUGCAUUUGCUAUUUUAAAGGGAUAGUUCACCCAAAAAUCGAAAUUUUGUCAUCAUUUACACGCCCUCAAGUCGAUUUGCUGAACACGAAUAUAUUUUGAAAACUGUUUGUAACCAAACAUCUGGGGCACCAUUGACUUCCAUAGUAUUCUUUUUUUUUACUAUGGAAAUCAAUGGUGCCCCAGAUCUGUUUGGUUACAAACAUUUUUUCCAAAAUAUUUAUAACCAUUUUGAAAAAGGUUUAUAACCAAGCAGAUUUGGGGCACUAUUGACUUCCAUAGUAUUAUUUUUCCUACUUUGGGAGUCAAUGGUGCCCCAGAUCUGUUCGGUUACAAACAUUUUUUCCAAAAUAUUUAUAACCAUUUUGAAAAACGUUUAUAACCAAGCAGAUCUGGGGCACUAUUGACUUCCAUAGUAUUAUUUUUCCUACUUUGGAAGUCAAUGGUGCCCCAGAUCUGUUUGGUUACAAACAUUUUUCUAAAUCAACUUGAUGGUAAAUAAAUGAUGACAGAAUUUACAUUUGGGGUGAACUAUCCCUUUAAAGGAAUAUUUUGGGUUAAACUCUAUUGACGAUCUCUAGCAUGUUGUCAGAUACCACAAAAUAACUUCGUCUCGGUUGAUAAAAAUGCAUUAAUGGUUAUGUACAUUCAUACACACUUUAGUUUUUCAACAUUAAGGCACAAAUUAAAUUUUUGUCAGCAUGCCACAUGUGGCGUCCAUAGAGCUCAAUAUGUAACCUAGAGUAUUCUUUUUAUGAAUUUCGUUAAUUUUGCUCCGACUUCUGUAUUGUGGGUUUGUUUGCGUUUUAUUUUUAUUUCUUCAUCCACCAGAUCAUCUCAUACAAAAGCUUGAGAUUUCAUUCUUUCAUCUCUCAAACUGAGGCAUGCAGUGUAAGCGUGUUGAGAUCAGGCCUUAACAUGAUUAAUUGUACGGUAAAAUGUGAAUCUGAGGUCUCGUGCACUGUCGCUGCCUUACAAAGCCUGUAUUAUAAUAUAGCACCGCUAAGCUAAACCAAUGCCGGCUUUGCUUCAUACCCGUUUGGUUCAGAGAUUGUAUAGGAGCUCUUGAAGAGUCAAAUAUUGUUAUUCUUUAUGCCCUGGAUCAGAUAUGACAGAGAUGUGAUGAAGAAGAAUUGUACCAUUCAUACGUUAUGUGUGUUUGCUCGUAUAGUAUAUUUCUGUUGCUGCUUGUCUUGAGUUACAGACAUGUGUAUGAUGUAUAUCCCAUGAUGCAUUUCAAAGGUCUUUCUGUCUACAGAGCAUAGUAACAUUUUGACAUUGUUCGAUCCUUUCUGCCAGGAAUCUCUGAAUAUUUUACACUUGUGCUGUUUCAAUUCGGUUUUAACCUAGCUGUCCAAAAAAAUAAGUAUGAAUGUUUUUGUGUGCUUUUUUUGUUUCAUUUUUCCUCCUCAGAUUUUUUGUAAGGUUUGUUUUUUUAAGAAAAGAAAUAAAAUGUAUCUUCAUUUUAAUGACAAAUCA
Misgurnus anguillicaudatus (oriental weatherfish) is the source of this 3659-nucleotide messenger RNA. RefSeq names its product nuclear casein kinase and cyclin-dependent kinase substrate 1a (gene nucks1a). Gene Ontology annotation, cellular component: cytoplasm. Lineage: Eukaryota; Metazoa; Chordata; Actinopteri; Cypriniformes; Cobitidae. Gene Ontology annotation, molecular function: double-stranded DNA binding; single-stranded DNA binding. The record is from RefSeq and is a predicted model, not a curated record. Gene Ontology annotation, biological process: interstrand cross-link repair; double-strand break repair via homologous recombination.